GUGGGAAAACAACAUCCUUUCCCAUACAUACGAUUACACAGGGAUUAAAGCGCAGCUCAUGAGUCUGAAGUAAUUCGGCUCGGUUCUGGAUUGUUUGAUUGAUUUAUUGGACGGUUGGUGUCGGAGGUUGGAGGGAAAGCUGAGCAGAUUCUUUUGUCGGGGCUCAUAAAGUCUGGCCAUGGAGAAAACAGGAAAGGUGGUGUUUCAGAAUGUGGGUAGCAGCUACUUUCCUCAGAGUCGGGUGGACUGCCACUACACUAUUGGCUCUCAGCACAGCUGGGCCAGCAAUGACUGGAUUGGCCUGUUUAAGGUCGGAUGGUCCACUGUGAGGGACUACCAUACAUUUGUGUGGGCUGUGACUCCAUCCAACUACAAGGAAGGGACUGAUGUAAACUGCUGCGUCCACUUUCAAGCUUCCUACCUGCCAGGUCCCAGUACUGAGCAGUACCAGUUUGUUUACGUGGAUGGCAAGGGAGAAGUGGGCUCUCUCAGUUCUGCCUUUACUUUCUCCGCUCCCAAGCCUCUAGAGGAGCUGGUGACUUUGGAGCAAGCUGUGGAGGGAGGUGAGGAGGACGAGGACAUGCUGCUCAUCAUUCCCAAAGCUGAAUUACUGCAGAGUCGACUGCAGGAGUGUCUUAAGGAGAGGGCUGAGGUGUUACAGGCUCUAGAACUGGCCGAGAGGAACUGGAAACGUGAGCAAGAGAGCUUAAUUAGGGCCAAACAGGCAUGGAACCACAGGAGCAAGGAGCUGGAGGAGGAGCUCAUGCACACCAAAGGACAACUGGAGGACAUGAGGAAGAAGGAAGAGGAGCUGGAGGCUUUAACAAUGGUUCUGCAGGAAGAGAAACAGGAUCUACUUGCUAAGAAAGCUGUUAGUAAAGAGAGGAACAGCCAGUUAGAGGGGAAUAUAAGGGUGCUCACCCAGAGAGGCCUUGAGAGAGAAAACGACCUUGAAAGAAUAAGGGAACGAGUCAGGAAAGCAGCAGGACAGAAAAAAGAAGCAGAAAGUGAACAUGAAACCCUCAAGUUAAAGUUGGAACAGACAGAAAAAGAGCUGCACAGUCUGUCUACAGAGUUCCAGAGUCUAAGAAGUUCCCUGGCACAGAGAGACACACACGCCUUACAGCUCCGGGAUACCAUUACUACACUCUCCCACAAACUCAACAGUGCACACAGAAAAGAGGCAGCAAAUGAAGCAGCUUUAGCAGAACUGCGUGGUGUUCAGGAGCAGCUGAACGCCAGCGAGAGCUGUGUGGAGACUCUGAAGGCCGAGAUCAGAGAAAUGUCAGCUCAGAGGGACUCUGACCAGGCUAAGCUUCACCAGGUCAGGCUACAGGCUGCCCAGCUUACGUUGCAGCUGGCGGAUGUCAACCUGGCACUGCGGGAGGGCCGUGCCACCUGGGCACAGGAGAGGGAGAGCCUGCAGUGCAGUGCUAAGUUAGACAGACUGCACUUGGAACGGCUGAAUGAUGAGAUUAAGCAAAAAGAAGAGCUGCUGCAGGAAGAGAAAAUGGAAAGAGCUAAAGCAGAGGUGGAACUUGGCCGAGAGAAAGAUUGUAACCGGGUGCAGUUGAGUGAAAUGCGACGGGAGCUGCAGGAGCUUAAAGCCAGUCUCAGGGUUGCUCAGAAGGAAAAGGAGCAAUUACAGACUGAGAAGCAGGAUCUGAUCUCAUACAUCAGGCAACUGGAGCAGAGGCUGGAGUCACUAAGUGACUCCAAAUGGAGCAUGACUGGGUUGCUACAAAGCAGUCAUGCAGACAGCUCACUUUCUGACUCUGAGGAUGAGAACCCAGAGGCACUGAGGCCUCUGAGUCAUUAUGGCCUGUGUGAUCAGCCCCAGACUGACCUACUCAUGCUACCUGCUACUCCUCCUUCUUCUCCUCGACUCCUGCAGGCCUCCCAGGCUGUGGUGAUCAGUCAGCCUGCUCCCUUCAGCUCCCCGCACCAACCCAGUGAUGAUACACAUGCACAGACACACAGUUCGGAGUCGGAAGAGGAGAAUGAAGUGGCACAGUCAGGAGGGCAAUGCUCUGAAGAGAUGGCACUACUUUUGCCCAACCAUACAGGCACUUUUAGUGACCUGGAAGAGAGUCAUCUGUGGUGAAGAGAGGAACUGCAGGAUCAGCUGCUCAUCAUCUGACCAAGAUGAAGUGUGCUGUCCUUGUGUAAUACAGUACAAGACAUAUAGGGUCUGUUUACAUUAUGCAUUAACAUGUGGUUUGUUUUCGAAUGUUGGAUUCCAUUUACACUCUUUUAUAAAACCUGUCCCUGGUGUAACCUGAUACCGAUUUGGGUUUACUGGAUGUUGAUGUAGAAAAAAACUUUACCCUUGUGUAAAGUCAUUAUCUUGCUCCCAACAUAAAGUGGAAUCCAUACAUGAUCCACUCAUCACCAACAUGUUAAUACAAGGUGUAAACAGGUUCCUACUGAUAUAUGCAAUUUGCUUUAUAUUUUGCUAUGCACUUUCUUGAUGCACAAGCUACCAGACUAGUCAACCAAGCACAAUUUUACCCGUCCAAUUAUUUUAACACUUAUCAAAACUUCAACUUAAGAGUCUUUAAGAACAGAUUGGUUUGGGAUAUUUGAAAAAGACUUGUGUGUGUGUGUGUUAUGGUGUUUUUGUAUUGUGUGUAUGUGAGGUGUGUGUAUUAGAUUUAGUUUUGACUUAGAUAUCAUAUCUAUUUGCCUGAAAGGUAGUCUCGCAAAGCAAGAUCUCAUAAUAAGAAUACAUGUCUGAAGAAAGUCUUCUAAAAAGUUUGUAUUGAUUGUCAGCACUAAUGUGAAGGAUGUGCCCAGAUGCUUUCCUUGUAAAAUUUGCCCCUGUGAAAUGUGUACUUGUAACAUCCGAAGUAUAAUCAAUAACACAAUCAAUACAACAUUAAUGUAUUACAUUCCACAGUAUCAUCUUCAAGCAGUGCUAACAUUAACAGGGGUAGUGUAAUAUAUAAACUUACAGUCUUAUUUAAUAAAGGAUUGUCAAAAUUAAUAAAAAGGGUGCAGUUUUAUGGACUAGUAAUCAAAAGGUUGCUGGUUUAAGCCCCGGGUUGCGAUUGUUGAGCCCUUAAGUAAGGCCCUUAAGUUGUACUGGGUCACAGUUUGAAGGUACUUUAGAUUAAAGCAUCUGACAAAUGCUUUAUGUAAAUGCUAAAUAAAAAUAUAAAAUAAAUAAAAACUACAUUUAUGGAAUGGUGACCGUAACGGCAAAACCAUCACCUAUACAAACAGUUUGGAAUGCCUAUCUUUAAAGCAUCUUUUACUCCAAAUAUUAAUGGGGACCACACUAGUCAGAUAAUUUCAGGAACAUGCCAAAUAUUUAAUUUAGUUCACUUACAACAUUAGCAUGAAUUUAAACCUUAGUGUCUAUCUUUUCACAAAAGCAGUGGGUUGUCCUUUUAACAUCUGAUGUGUGAUUAUAUUGCCCUAUUAGUUAAUAAACCAUAUGUUUAUUUUUGCUGCAUUUAAUUAGUUUUGUACAUGCCAUGCACAUCUACAUGCUAAACUAAAAUCUUAUUUGACAGCCUUAGCCUACAGUUGUUUGCAAAAUUGGGGCUUUAAAAAUUAGAUGAUGUCUUGUUUUUGGAGUAAAAAAAUAAACACAAUGUCUGCAGCAAGCUGUUUAUGAAAUAACAUUGCACAAAUGUUUAUGCACAGUUUGGAAUUGGAUAGGAAUGUGGAAUCCUGUGCUGCUGGUUAGCACAUAACCCCAAAGCAAAAUAGAGAAUUGCUUUCACAAGAGGCUUUGUGGUAUGUUUAAAACCAGAUUUGUUCAUGUUCUAAUAAAUAUUGGUUAAAAUAUAAAAUGAAUAAAAAUUGCUCACUUAAUGCAUAUUCUCAUUACAAGAUCAAGAUCACAUCUUGCUUUGCUGGACUAUUCAAGAACUAAAACUGUUAAUACGAGCAAGGCCUGCAAAUUUACAUCUUUUACAUGUAAAGAAUAUUAUGCAUAUUAAUCUGGGUUUGAUAGUUUUGUUUGCUUUUUAUCUUUAAGGUUUAUGCCAGUUUCUUUUAUAGAUGUGUUAAGUUUUCAUGAUUUAUGUUUCACAGAGGGAAGUAUACAUCAAAAUAUACAAAGAAAAUUAUGUUGCUAUAAUUGCUGAACAGUCAGGUUCUGGAAGUAAAAUGCAAUUUAUUUUUAUCAUGAAAAAAUAUUUGUUUUAAUGUAGCAGAAAUUAAUUACCAUUUAGUCCCAACAUGUUACAUUGUUAAAUACUGGUAAGGUACUACACAGUCCAAGGGGGUGUAGAGAAAGGCAUUUUAGGAUUCUAAAUGUAUUUAAAAAUGAGCUGAACAAUUUGCUGAACACUAACAUUUAAGACAUCAAACAAAUUCUUUGGAUGACUACAGGGCUUUGGUGUGUUCGUGAAAGUUUUAAGGCCUAAUACCGGGUUUCUACACCCUCAAAUGGUUAAACAUUAACCUUAUUAAGAAAGUGCACACUUUUUAAGUACUGGAACAAGAUGUGUGUGUUUGUGUACUAAAGUAAUAAAAUAUAGAAACAGAAUUAAGAUAUUUACUUUAUAAAACUCUAAAUUCACUAAAUUCAAAUCUUUGAUCAUCAGAGUUCUGGAGUUACCUCAUUAUUAACGGGUCAUGUAGAUGGCAUAAUGAAAUAACUGCUUGAUGGAUUUUAAUGUAGUAAUCAGGUUAUUUAGCACAUUUUUGUGCUGAUACAAGGGGUUAGAUAAACAGUCGUCUCUUUGAGCCAGCUAAUUUAGAUAAAUGUUUAGAAGCUUUUCUUUCUCACAGUGAAGAGUACUAAACAAAUGUGAUUGCUCUUUAAUUAAAAUAAUUAUUAGCUUUGUAACUAAUAUAAAAAUAUUAUUUAUUGGUGAUUCUUUUCUGUGCACCUACAACUUAACUUCAUUUAAACAAAAUCAAUGUCCAGAAAAUUAUAGCAUUUACUUCUGGAACCAGAUGGACUGAAUAAGUGUGAGGUCACUGUUCAGCUUGAGUUGAAAAAAAAACAAAAACAUAAUGGGACUUUUCUGGCUUCCAGUAAAACAGCCUUCAAAUAUUUAGUGUCAUUUUAUGUAACUACGCCAUGGUGUCUGUCUCUGCAAUGUGUGAUAUACAUGUUUCCUACAUUUAUGGUUUUAUUUUGUUUACUGUUACAUAUAUUUGAGUGAUCUGAUGUUCUAAAUGCUUUGUUUUACAUGAUUUGCUUAUUACUUUAAUUAUAUUUUACUGUAUGCUUAAAGUCCAGUAGGGUAGUCAAAGCCAUGCACACAUAUACUGAGUUGUUUCUGUAUACUUAUCUCUAAUAUCAUCACAGUUUACCCACUAUUUCAGACUAGACUACACCACUUUUACUUCAGUACUGUUCUCUGCACCUUACUGUUGUGUUUUUGCAUUUAUUUUGAAGCAUUCUUGUAGUAUGGAUACAGAUGUAUAACACAAUACAGGUUUAGACACCAAAGUUUUUAUUCUUCAGUAGGUCAUUACUGUCAUUUGUUACUUGAUUUUGGUUUGAUAUUCAACACUUCACAUAUUGAUGGGCACAUUUAAGUUAUGCAGUUGUGCCACUUAUUGGUAAUUUUAAGCUUUUAGCUUUGUAUAUUAAUCAGCCUUUAUUUUCAGUGCCAGUUUGUGUAUGCAUUACCAAAAGAUCUUUACUGUUUAAAACCCUGAGCUGUAAUCCUGUAGAAAAAUCUUAAACCUCUCAGAGAGAUGCAGCAGGACUUAUUACAAGACAUCUGUAUUCAUGAUUAAAAUUUUGCAAUUAAUCUUAUACAUACUUAUCAAUAUAUAUAUUUUGAUUGCAGGACUGUAAGGAUUUGGUUGAUUUUUAGCAAUAAAGUGACUGGUAAUCUAACUAUUAUUGGGGUAAAAGCAUUAUUGUCAUAUGAAGUGCUCGAAAAAAUUGUUUCACAAUAUUUAUUCCAUGAUGAAACAAGAAUAAAUUAUCGGAUUUGAAUCGUAUCUUUUCUACAAUGUGUCAGUUAAGUCCCUACAUAAAUCAGGAAUUUGUAUGAGAAAUCGACUCCAAAUUGUGCAUUGUGAACAUAGUGCUACUCCUGGUUGCACAGGUUUCUAGUGUAAAAGGUGUCUCACGUUGCCAUUUUUUAACUUGCUUGCAAGAAUAUAAUCUGCAAUGGGAGUCUUAUUACACUUUAAUGCUCAAAAGUUCUAUACUUAAAUUUGUCUAAUUGAUCAGAUUGUGGUAGAUGCAUAAUAGCAGUGUGAGUGGCUGGAAGUUGGGUUUGAUGAUUGCCCUGUCAGUGAGGAGUAUGUUCCUGUAUUGUUCCUGAAUUUAUGUGGAUUUUUUUUCUUUCACUUUACAAACACAAGCUGAAAUUAGACUGUUGCUCUAAACUGUCCCUGUGUGUGAGGAAGUGAGUGAAUUGGUGGGUGUUUGCUGUGAUGCAAUGAAUUAGUGCCCUGUCUAGGAUAUUUUUGAGCCUUGCACCUAGUAUUUCUGAAUAAUGCCAGACCCACUGUGACCCUGAUCCAGAUGAAAUGGUUAGUGAGAAUAUCAUGCCACUUUCCUUGAUAUUACAGGAUUUCAAUGCAAUUCAUUUUCUUUUUCUUUAAAAAUGUAGCUGUGCUAAUGAUUUUCUCGAGCAGCUAUUACAUUUGUCACUGCUGUUUCCUUUUAAUCACUUUUCUGUGACCUUUUUUACCUGUUUUCUUCCACUGGCUGUUUUUACUAUCUUUUUUUUCUGUUCUCUGUAUUCACUCUUUUCCUCUUGUGCAGAGAGUGUAAUUAUAAAAUCAAUAGUGCUGGGCUGCUUGCUUUAUGGCCUCCUUUAAAACCUUAACAGGGAAAUCACUGUAGGAUUGAUUACUCCUUCACUCUUUAUCUCUUUUAAUUAGAAAUGUAAAAGAUAUGAAGAGCCAGGGGCGGCAGUCGUGCACCCUGUUUUUUUAUGACUGCUCACCCCCUUUCUUGCAGGUUUGAUCUAUAUUUCAGUAACUUUAGCACCAGAGGCCAUUGUUCUUCUCCUGUGCCAGCUUGUUCCUUAAUUUAAUGGAUGCACUUGGUUUCUUUCCAAGGUUUCUUACUUCAGAUUUUUGGGGUUGUGUGUUUUUUUUUUUAAUUACUGCAUGAUCACUGUUCUGAGAAGGCUUUCACCAUGAUUUAGCAUCACUGCUGCUGGGUUUGUCAUUAGAGCAUUAGUGGCACUGGUGACCGUUAUUAUAAGUCUCACUUGCAAUUAGCGUUCCAUUUUAUUCCAAAGGUGUUGGAUAGGGUCAAGGUCAGAAAUCUGUGCAGGCCAUUAAAGUUCUUUUAUACCAAACUCAGCAAACCAUUAUUGUUCAGUUUUGUAAACAUAUUCUUAAAAAUUCGGUUGCUAAAGGCUUGUAGCACACAAUUCUCUAAAAUGUCAUUGUACGUAUAAUUCACUUGAAAAAUGUAAAAUUCACUUGAACCAAAAACAUCAGAAACACUGUUAUCAAAAAUUCUUGAUUUUCUUGUUCAUCCUCUGCCAAACCAGCUGCCAUACUGCCAGAUAGUAUAGCACAAGGGCGGCAUGGUGGCUAAGUGGGUAGCACUGUUGCCUCACAGAAGGUCCUGGGUUUGAUCCCCAGGUGGGGCGGUCCAGGUCCUUUCUGUGUGAAGUUUGCAUGUUCUCCCCGUGUCUGCGUGGGUUUACUCCGGGUGCUCCGGUUUCCUCCCACAGUCCGAAGACAUGCAAGUGAGGUGAAUUGGAGAUACAAAAUUGUCCAUGAUUGUGUUCGAUGUGACAUUGUGAACUGAUGAAUCUUGUGUAAUGAGUACCUACCUGUUCUGUCAUGAAUGUAAACAAAGUGUAAAACAUGAUGUUAAAAUCCUAAUAAACAAACAAACAAACAGUA
Trichomycterus rosablanca is the source of this 7797-nucleotide messenger RNA. It is a transcript of the gene calcoco1a, whose product is annotated as calcium binding and coiled-coil domain 1a. The coding region runs from base 179 to 2104 and encodes 641 amino acids. The record is from RefSeq and is a predicted model, not a curated record. NCBI's taxonomy places the organism in Eukaryota, Metazoa, Chordata, Actinopteri, Siluriformes, Trichomycteridae. The transcript is spliced from 16 exons. Gene Ontology annotation, molecular function: transcription coactivator activity. Gene Ontology annotation, biological process: positive regulation of transcription by RNA polymerase II.